AGGUUGUUGGUUUUGUCGUGAUCGUGUGUAGUCGGCGUGCUCUGAUGAUACUUUGUGUUCAUUUUUCUUGUGCGUGAAUGUACGAUUGUGUACCUGAAAUUCAUCGGUUCCCAUGGAUGUUGUAUUUGAUUGCCUCAGUCGGAUUCCCGGAAGCUAUUUUGUUCUGAAAGAAUUUUUAAUCGAAUGUCAAAAAGGAUAACUAUUCUCAAGUCUGGCUGGAACUAUGGAAGAGUGGGUUGCCGGCUCCAUACUGGGCCAUCAUGUUUGCAGUGGUGGCGGUCGCACCGCUGGCAUUGCUCCGAUCAUGUCUGCUAAACGUUCCUACGGACCCAGUUCGAAUCAGUACGGAUCCCACCACGACAGUUACAGCAGAGACUGGAGUCAUCCCAUCAGCUAUCAUGACCAUCUGCAGCGCGAUCAUGGGCAUCAUCAUUCGUCGCACCAUUUGUUCGAUCAUGUGCAUUACCACGAGGCCUCUGCCAUGGAAAAGGCAUGCUUGGACUCGUUGCGUGGUCAUCACGUUUGGGAAGCCAUGUCGCAUGCGAGACCAACAUACUGCAAUCUGUGUCGUGAAGCUUUGCGAGGUGUUACCUCUCACGGCCUGAGUUGCGAAGUUUGUAAAUUGAAGGCGCACAAGUCUUGUGCUGCAAAAGCUGUGAAGAAUUGCAAGUGGACCACGUUAGCUUCUGUUGGAAGAGACAUAAUUGAAAAUGAAGAUGGGUCUCUGGGAAUGCCUCACCAGUGGAUCGAGGGCAAUCUCCCGGUCUCUGCCAAAUGCGUCGUUUGUGAAAAAGCCUGUGGAUCCGUUUUGCGCCUGCAAGACUGGAGGUGCAUGUGGUGCAAGGACUGCGUACACACUGCAUGUCGUCCUGGUGCUCCACCGGUUUGCAAUCUUGGGCCGGCCCGAGUCUCCCUCGUUCCACCGACGUCGUUGCAUUCCUUGGGUUUGACCGGAGCUGACGAACCUUACGAAGUUAUUAGGCCUGUAGGUUCAUCACCGCUGCUUGUUUUCGUUAAUUCAAAAUCGGGUGACAAUCAUGCUGGAGUCAAGUUUUUCAAAAGGUUCCGACAAUUACUCAAUCCAGCACAAGUGUUCGACUUGUCUGUAUCGGGGCCUUCUACUGGUUUGAAACUCUUCAGGGCAUUCGACCCCUUCAGAAUCUUGGUUUGUGGUGGUGAUGGUUCAGUUGCAUGGGUCCUGGCUGAAAUCGAUAAACUUGCCAUGCACAAACAAUGUCAGGUUGGAAUACUUCCCCUGGGCACUGGUAAUGAUCUUGCCCGGGUCCUGGGUUGGGGAAGUAGCUGUGACGACGACGCACAUCUUCCUACUUUGCUCGGGAGAUACGAGAAAGGAGUACCACAAAUGAUGGACAGAUGGAGCAUAAUGACGAGAGAAUCUCAUUUGGCUCAGCCGAUCAACGAAGUUUCUACUGGUAUGAAGGAAGCGGUUCCAGGAGGAAAUAACUUUUACCUGUAUCCCGGAGCUGCGCAAAAUUCGAGAACCUCCUCUCGGGCAACAUCACCUAUGCCUCAUCCACAUCAUUUGGCGAAGAGUCCGCUGAUACCUCCUGGAAAUCCUUCCUGCUUUUCUGAUAUUUCUCUUCCCUUGACGCAUCAGAUCAGUUCUCUGUCGGCGUUUUUGCCGAUUGCUGCUUACGAAGAUACAGUUUUUGCACAAAUUGCAACCCUCUUGAAAGCUCAAGAGAAACACGUCGUCGAUAAUGCCGUAAAGAUCCUGAAGGACACAAUCAAAGCCUUUGUUAUGUGUGUGACAAAUGUCCUGGAAACUCAUGUGUCACCUCCAGCAGAAGCGGAACCAACUAUAUUGGACCCACAAGCGCAACAAAUGAUCACGAAAAAAUGUGGGAUUUUGCAAGAAAGCUUAGAUUCCCUUCUGAGAGCUCUUCACACUAAACGUGCUGCGGAUACGAAAGCGACUUUGUACCAACAGCAACAUCCCGGAGUUUGUGUGAGUGGCGCGAGUCAGUUUGACAUCGACCUUGACGUGUACGGACUCGAAGAUCAGAAUGCCUGCAACAGUCUCGGAAGUAGCGAUCGCGAUCCGUUGACCUUGCUGGAGCAGGAGUCACCCAGCGAUCAGAUGAACGAUGAUUCUAGGUCACCCGAUGAACAGGCGAGCAGCAGCGAUUUUUCUUCAUCGCAUCACGCGCAAAAUCAGCAGUCUUCACUGAAGGAAGCAGAAACUAAGGUCGGUCAUUCAUCAUCUCCGAAACGGUAUCAAGCAAAUAGCGGCGUACCACGGAGUUCACCCACCAAGCCGUGUUCAGAGCGCGAACGCGAAGAAAGUCCCACGAAUAGUUUGAAUGCGGCUAAAACUGCGAAAAAAUCCGAAAGGGAUGCACCAGUAUCUACGCGCUGCACACACACUAUGGAAAUGAAGGAUAAUUUCUCCGACGACGAUCGUGCCACGGAUGACGAGUCUGACAACAGUAGUCACGCGGGAUCGGCAGAUGGCGAGAACAGCGACGAUCCUGCCGAACAACAGCACUUGGAUGACUCUGAAUCCAAUGGCUCCGACAGAGAAGACCCGCAUGUCUUGAGAAGACUGCGGUCCAAGAGACAGCAAUUCAAGCAGACUAAAACUGCCACUCACAUAGACACGUCGGAUGAGUACGAGGGCAACGUGUUGGAGAUGUUGAGCGGACGUCCGAUCGGUGACAGCAAGCCGAAACUUGAUAUUCCCUGUUGUCAAGCUAUGACAAUGUCUUGUACAUCUGCGACACCCGCGAGGAAACAUCAGAGUGCAAAUGUUGUCGCAAGUCCUGCAAAAUUGACGAAGACGAAAAUGGAAGCCGUGAACCGUCUGAAGCAGGAACAGAUGCACGUGAGAGAAGUCCUUAUUCAUCGAGCGAACACCUUGAAGAUGAUAAUGCGGGGAAUAAUUGAUAAAGUCGAUUCCCUGCUGGAGGAACAAGUUAAGCAAUCUGCGAAACUUCGUGAAGCAAAAUUGGAUAAGUCUUGCGAGCCUGUUGAGCAGGAGACGCAGAAUAAGGAGACGUCAGCACCCUUGUCGACGAACUUGCUGAUCCCAGAAGUUAAUACCCGGCCACAAUCUGCUGGUCUUCUUGAGAUGAAAUAUGCAGCUGGUGGACUUCUGAGUGCGUCUGAGGAAAUAGACUGCUACGAGGAAUCGAAAAGUCUGUUCGGUAUUCAGCAGCAACAGGAAAACACGAAGAAAUCAGCGAGGCUUUUGAACACUCCGCGAGGCUCCAUGAUGGAUUCCUUUGACUUGGACCCUAAUCCAGCUGACAUUCCUGAGUUUCCAGUCGCCGAGGAGAUAAUUUUACUAGACCAGAAACCUCAGCUUGACACACUGAAGCCACCUGACAAUUCCUCUUAUCAGAAAGACAAUCAUCUUUGUCCACCUGUGAAAACAGGAAUGGGUAGUCAGUUCGACAGUGUCGAAGAAGAAAUAAUCCUGCCUGCCAUCACCUUGAGCAUGCCAUCGCCCGACGAGGAAAAGAAGGACGGGAAAGAAAAGGAUGAAGCUUCUUAUCCCGAAGAAACGAAAGAUGUUCUAGGUCAACCUCAACCCUCUGCAAGUCUGCUUACCGUACCCAUGUUCGACGCGGAAAUUAUAUCCAAUGUUUACAGUUCCACGCCGAUGAGUCGGACCCGGCAGUCGUCCAUCGCUUCUUCGGCGGGACACGUGAUGUCUGCAGCUGUGUCUCCUUCAAAGUCGAGCAAAGCGGAAGCACCGACCAUUUCCUCGUCAUAUUCUCCUGGAAGAAAGUCCUCUACGCACUUGGGCCCACGUUGGUUACUGCAUCCGAGAUCCUUUAGCUUUUCUCACGCGCCGCCGCCGUCGCCAGGCGCCAAUGCACCGCUGAGUGGCGCCGAUGUCGGAUCCAGCGGCUCUUCGACUGCUUCUUACCUCAAGUCGUUGACGACUAGAAGAAUUUCCAUGCUUGCCAUGCCCAGGAUGCGACGGUUUAGGAGCCCGAGUGCGGCUGUGCCAUCCAUGUCGAAUAGCAGCACCACAUCGACGAGUUUCACUGUGGUCAACGGGAAGAGGAAACUCCCGAUUAUCAAUCCUCUGGUACAACUGCCUAUGUGGCCAAAUGUAACUGCCCAUUCCGGAACUGGACUAAUAAGCAAAGUUCUUCUGGCAAAUGCUGAUGCUUUGUGCGCCUCAGCUUUGCCCUUAAUGGGCGUCGAUGAUUUUUCAAUGGAGGGAUUCGAUGAAAAAUGCACGAUGAACAACUACAUGGGUAUCGGAAUAGACGCGAAAAUCACUCUCGAUUUCCAUAUUAAACGUGAAGAGCAUCCUGAAAAGUGUAGAUCUCGAACUCGAAACUUCAUGUGGUAUGGAAUGCUUGGAUCCAAGCAAAUGAUCCAGAAAACGUACAAAAAUUUGGAACAGAGGGUGCAUCUGGAGUGUGAUGGGCAGAGGAUCCCAUUGCCAAGUUUGCAGGGAAUUGCUAUUCUGAACAUUCCCAGUUUUAUGGGAGGGGCGAACUUUUGGGGCGGAAAUAAGUCGGACGCCAUCUUUGCCGCCCCGUCCAUGGACGAUAAAAUCUUGGAAGUCGUGGCUGUAUUCGGAACAACUCACAUGGCUGCUAGCAGGAUUUUGAAUCUUCAGCGGCAUCGUAUUGCUCAGUGCUCGUCCAUCAAAAUUACUAUAUUCGGAGAGGGAGUACCUGUUGAAGUUGAUGGCGAAGCCUGGAUUCAACCCCCUGGAAUAAUUCGCAUCGUGCAUAAGAAUCGUGUGCAAAUGCUUUCGAGGAACAGACAACUGGAAACUACCUUGAAAUCGUGGCAAGAAAAGCUUCUGAAUAAACCGAGCCCCGGGAAUAGGUCGAACAUCCACGUGACGCCGAUGUCUGAUGAAGAAAAGGUCGUUCUUUCGGCCUUGCUCGAAAACGGACUCAGUCUUAUAAGAACCAUCAAAUUGAGUGCCAUGGACGGAAGCGGAUUGAUUCUUGGAGAAGAAAUACUUGCAGCAGCGAAUUUCGCCUCAGAAAUGAUGGACAAGUCGUUCCCUCACGGAAAUAUGCAUGACGGGGGUUUCUUGAGGGAAACAGCGACAGAAAUGGUUCGUGCGAUCAGAGAAGUGCAUGAAAUGCUGAACGUGUUCUUGAGAGACUCUGGAGUCCAUGCACUGAGUCCGGUAUUGGAGACUCGCCUUCAUUCCGUGUGUGCUCAUGUUGAUAAACAGCUAAGGAGAGCUCAGGAAAAAGAUGGAUUUGUCCAUUUUGCCCCGAGUUCUGAAGAUGAUGAACAGGAUAAGAAGAGAGGAAGCAAAGGCUUCCUCCGCGGCCUGUGGAACACGAGGAAGUCGAUGGCGAACAUCAUGAAUGUCGGGACUCGAUCAGCUGCUCAGGAAGUAGGAGCAGUGGGAUCUUUAGAACAGCCGAGCAACACAAGUGGGCACGGGUCUGGAACAACGAGUAGUGGUCCAGCGCAAAAGUCAGUGAAGGAAUGGACUCUACAAGAUGUAUGUGCUUGGCUGGAGACAUUAGAUCUCGGAGAGCAUUUGGAAACUUUCAAGCUUCAUGACAUCCGGGGAUCGGAGCUUCUGCAGCUGGAUCGUCGCGAUCUGAAGGAGUUGGAAAUCAAGAAACUGGGACACGUCAAGAGAAUACUCCAGGGCAUCAAAGACCUGAAAUCUUCAGAGAAAAAUUCUGGCUCGUCGAAACGGUGAAGCAAUGGAAGACAAUCGAAAAAAGGGAGUAGAAAUUUAUUAGUAAAACUGCGUGUUUUCCGUGUUCAAUGUGUUCGCUUUUCCGCCAAUUUUUCAAUGAAUUCAUUUGGGAUUUUAAUCCCAGUAAUUCGUCAUGUUUGGGGUCAUUUCGGAAACCUGUUCUUUGCUUUCCAGUAAUUUGUACUUCGAAUUAGAUUUUAGGUAGUGCGUAUUGCAGUUUAUUUUUUGUUGUUUGCUAGACUAGGAUUUUCCGUUUGUCGUUCAGAAUUCAUGCAUUGCGAACUUCCCAAGAAUUCUUUCAUUUUUAUCGCUGGGGAAGUCGUUGAACUCAACAGUAUUGAACUGGACCAAAUGUCAGGCAAAAUUUUGUAUUGCUUCAACGACGAAAGGAAUCGAAGAGGUGGGACCUACGAUUUUUUUUAACGAACAGUUGUACCUUUUAGAUCGGAGCAAAAUCUGUCGUGCUUCUAGCUUUUCGCAAUUUUUUUAAACACCGCAAACUGAGGGACUUAACAUAGCAACAUCGACUACGAAUUAUUUUAAAGCUGGAAGUUAUUACGAGGAACAGUUUUUGGCUAGAGGUAUUCUAGGCCUUGAGUGACUGCGUCGGUGGUCGUAGAUGCGGAAUGAUUGAGGAGUGGGUUCAUCAUCUAUUGCUGAGGACUUCGUGCAAUUUCCGGAUUUUUCCCGUUACAAGCCUGUUUUUUUCCGAUUAUUGUGAGAAGCUUGCAGUUGUUGGUUGGUACUGUACUCUUGACUUAUGAUAUGAACUGGGCUUCUUUAAAAAUCGUGCAAAUUAGCAAAAUGGCACCAAGCGUGAUCUUCUGACCUCGUUAAAUAUAAACCCUAUAGGCGAUAGCAGUUAAAUUUUUUUAAUGGAUUUCAAUUCUGUGAAUAAGGGAUAUUGUACAGUACUUUUCCUAGGGUUGGUGAAGAAAACAAUUCCGGUUUUCAUGCUGCAGUAUUAUUCUUAUUGGAUCUGUGAUGACAGCCCCGUCCCCCGAUUCCGUUUGUCUGGAAAAUUCAAAUGAAAUUUGCAGACUUUGAUGUACCUUGGAAUGCCUUAGCAUAGAUUAUGAUGUAGCUGCGACAUCUUCCUGUAAGAACACUUUAACAUAUAGCUUGCUGUAUUUGUUUGGAUUCAAUUUCGCAGUGUUCAUGGCGAUUUUAUCCGGUGAAUUAGUCCCAUUGAGAACAUACCUUGAAAAUAAAUCAUAUUUUUAUUUUGUGAAGGAACUUCUGGUGAAAAGCCUGCGUUAUUUCAGGAGCAGAUUGCGGUACAAUAUAUUGUUCAUACAUGCUUCUUCUGAUCUGCCAUUAUUGUUGGCUUGUGAAUGGGAAAAAUCCGGAUUGGGCGUCUAGAAAUUCGUUGUUAAAAUAUGACCUCAAAGAAAAGGAAAACGAAAAGAGAAUACAAAUCCGCGCCUGUGUAGGAACGUGCUGUGAGACGUUACCUGGGACAAACGAUGUCAAUGGGUUUAUUGUUAUGGUGGCGUGCUGUUUUAUUUUUCUUUUUUUGUUGGUUACAUUUAACCUCCCGUGUGGAAGACGACUGCUUUUCAACAUGUUUAAACAUGUUUUUCGGCUUGUUUUCCGUUCCACGCCGUGGUCUGGACAGCAAUCUUCCUCGACGACAAUCAAACAAAACGAUCGUUCGCAAUCAGUGCAAUGUACUCAAUGUGUUCAAUGAUGUUGUAGUUCGAGAUCCGGAUCUCCAGCUUCCUCGGGAAAAGAGAAUGCGUCGUGAUUUCAUCUCAGGCAUUCCGAAAUUUGCUUGGAUCUCGUGCAGGGCUUUCCAUCAGCUUAUUUCUUUUUGAUUUUAUUAUAUUUGAAAAGGAUUCCCGGAACGCUUUGAUGCCAACAAAAUGUUUUUUUGCUGCGACGGUUCCUCUGAUUCACGCGUUAGCAUUAGUCGGAUGAACAGCGGGAUGCUUUUCAUCGAGAAGGAUCCACGUUUCUGCUUCCUGUUUUUUUUUUUUUUUUCAUUUUUGGAAAUCGAAUUUUGGUUUUGAAACGACUGCAUUUAUUUUAACUUACCUAGAAUCCUGCAUCGAAUCGUGCUUCUUCCAAGGUUUGGAUCUAUUGAGCAUCCGAAAAUGAGGCACUGUAUUUACGCGAAUAUAAGACGCAAUUUUCUUCCUCUUCGACUGAUGAAAUAUGAGAAUGUGUUCCGGAAUCACCUGUUAUUUUUUUUUUACGCGAGGGGUAUUCCUAAAUUUUCACCCAUUCGAAGGAUUAAUUUUUUCAUGAGCCUUUUGAGCAUCUCAGUACCUGGGAGAAUGCUUGAGAAGUGCGCAUAUUAUCUUGACAAACAGAAAUUUGACGAUGCGAAGUGCAAAUGUGAGGAAGUAUCUGGCUUCUCGCGAAUUAUUUUUUCAGUUUAUGCGGAAGUAUUGUUUCCAAGGUUAAUUCCAUUCUAAUUGGAGACCGAAUCAUCCCUUCAGUCUGUUUUUUGCAGUAAAUGAUGCGUUUGAUGAUACAGUAUAUUCGAUCUAUCUAUUGGAAAUUGGUGGAGUUCUGAUCCACCCUUGCAGAAAAUGUUGAGGAAAAUGUCAAUUGUGUCCUCAAUUUGCCAGCAAGCGUUUUUCCCGUUUCCGGAACUAAAGACAUGAGAGUUGAUGGCGUCUUAUAUUUGCGUAAAUUUCCAUUCUUGCUACCGUGUUUAUUUUUUCGUCUUUUUUAUUUUAUCAUGAUACAGUAGUUCGUGAAUCCUAUGAAAGUUUUCCGGUUUUUUUCUUUUAUUUUGCUGUGAGAAGGCUCGUCACAGAGAGUAGUAUGCUUUCGGCACUUGUCCUCCAGCAUUCAGAACUACGCAACAAAAUUUCCGAGGAGAAGUAUUUUUAGGGAAGAUGCUUACGGAAAAGAAAUCCCCUGUGCAAACGAAUUUUGCGUCCUUUUCAAGAGACAUUCCUGUUUAUUUUAUAACCCGACCAGCUUUUACCCGCGUUACCCGAACGAGUGCUGAGGAAAACUUUUACUUGUGCGAAGGAGAUGUGUUCGGUGUAACAAAGCAGUAUUUGCGAAAGUCCUAUAAUUGACAAUCAAUCGAAAGCCAGUAGCAUGUAUAUUCCGAAACGUGUUUGUUUUGUUUGUUAAAAGUACCGAGAAAAACAAAAAAAGGAAAAGUGAAAAUGUUUGUGCAAACGUGCAAUAUUGCGUUUAUUUUGCUCGUCGGCUGUAUUGGAAGUUCGGCACCGUCUCAUCCCAAUCUUAUAUGCUGAGUUCGAAUGAUACCCUUUAGACGCUUUAGAUGAAGUAAUGAAACACCCGAACUCAUGA
Molecule: messenger RNA, 8944 nt
Organism: Notodromas monacha
Lineage: Eukaryota; Metazoa; Arthropoda; Ostracoda; Podocopida; Cyprididae
Source: the annotation of a GenBank genome assembly